AUCGGAUACCCACGGUGCCGAUGGUCCUCUCUCAAUGCUUCAAUAUACGCCGCACACCACAGCACAGCAAACAGCAACCAUGUCUUCCCCGCAGGCAACAGCAUAAAUAACCAUGGCCCUCCCAAAAGCUGCACGUCCUUCUCCACUACCAUCAUCCACAGAACCAACACAAUAACCACUCGGCCUAUAGAGCCGCGCAAUGUCCACAAUCCCUCGAUUCCUCCCCCGCCUUCGCCCACUCCCACCACCACGAACAGCAACAACCUCAUUCCUCCUUACCACAAUGUCGUCCCGCAACCUCACCACCACUUCCCCCUCGCAAGCCUGCAAGUCCACCUCCUCCUCCCCCACCUCCUCCUCAUCCACAAUCCCCAAAACCUCCAUCCCCAUCUUCCGCACCCUCCCCUCCCUCCGGCACUGGCGGCGCACCCAACGCGACCUCCACCGCACAAUCGGUCUCGUCCCCACCAUGGGCGCCCUGCACUCAGGCCACCUCUCUUUGAUCCGACAAGCCGCCUCUGAGACCUCCGCGGUGGUGGUCUCGAUUUAUGUCAACCCCGCGCAAUUCGGCGUAAAUGAGGAUCUGGCUAGUUAUCCGAAGACCUGGGAUUCCGAUUGUGCCUUACUCCGCGACUUGGAUAGGGAGUUAGCGGAAGAUGGGGGGAAUCUGGGGAGUGUGGCGGCGGUGUUUGCGCCGACGGAUAGGACGAUGUACCCCUCCGGUUUCCCGGGACAGGAGGUAGAUGCGAAGGGGAGCUUCGUGACCAUCACACCCGCGGGCGAGAAACUUGAGGGCGUGCAGCGCCCAACCUUCUUCCGCGGCGUAGCGACGGUGUGCAUGAAGUUGUUCAACAUCGUCACACCAGAAAAGGUGUAUUUCGGCCAGAAAGACGUUCAGCAGACUGUCGUGAUCAGGAAGAUGGUCAAGGAUUUCUGUAUGGAUACCGAGGUGCGCGUCGGUCCCACUGUGAGGGAGAGUGAUGGGUUAGCAAUGAGCAGCCGCAACGUCUAUCUCGGUACCCGUCGCCGUGCACGCGCAACAGUCCUAAGCAGCGCCUUAAAAAUCGCCGAAGCCCGCUAUAAAUCCGGCGCUCGAAGCCGGGGCGACAUAAUGGGCCCAGCAGAAUCAUACGUCCAGUCCAUACAAGAAGCCGAAGAAGCCAAACCGCCAAGCCAGCGAGUGAGAUUCGAGAUAGGCUACCUAUCCCUCGCUGACCCGGAGACGUUGGAGGAGUUGGAGACGGUGGAGGAGGGGAGGGGCGCGGUGCUGAGUGGUGCGUUUAAGAUGUUGGAGGUUGAGGAGGCGGGGGAGGGGGAGGAUAGGGGGUUGAGUGGGGGGCCGGCGGUGAGGUUGAUUGAUAAUAUUAUUUUGGAGGCUGUGGAGGAGAAGUAG
Molecule: messenger RNA, 1393 nt
Organism: Pseudogymnoascus verrucosus
Lineage: Eukaryota; Fungi; Ascomycota; Leotiomycetes; Thelebolales; Thelebolaceae
Gene: PAN6
Product: pantothenate synthase
Exons: 1
Coding region: 200-1393 (397 amino acids)
Biological process (GO): pantothenate biosynthetic process
Molecular function (GO): pantoate-beta-alanine ligase activity
Source: RefSeq, a predicted model, not a curated record